GGUGAUAAUAUCUCUCUCUAUCUCUAUUUCUAACUUUUAAUCUCAGCCCUUAGAUCAGACCAUAUAAAUACCGAAAACCCCCUCUCUUGUUUAUUUCUCUCCUCUCUCGAUCCCUCUAAAACCAGCGUUACUUGCCAGCGGCGAAGAAACAAAAAAAAACACAGCACACAGAGAGAGAGAGAGAGAGAGAGAGAGAGAGAGAGAAGCAUCGAUACACACAAAAUCAAAGAAUUGUCAUUAUUACUAUUUUAAUUUUGAGAUAGGAAUGGAUCCAGACGCCGUGGCAAAGGCAUUCGUAGAACACUACUAUACGACGUUCGAUGCAAACAGAGCUGGAUUAGCUAAUCUUUAUCAGGAGGCAUCUAUGCUUACUUUUGAAGGUCAGAAGAUCCAAGGUGCUCAAAACGUCGUCGCUAAGCUCACUUCCCUUCCUUUCCAGCAGUGCCAGCACAGCAUCACUACUGUUGAUUGUCAGCCUUCUGGUCCUGCUGGUGGCAUGCUCGUCUUCGUCUCUGGUAAUCUCAAGCUUACCGGUGAACAACACGCGCUUAAGUUUAGUCAGAUGUUCCAUUUGAUGCCAACACCACAGGGAAGCUUUUAUGUCUUGAACGACAUCUUCCGGUUGAACUAUGCAUGAAGACAAGAUACAUUCAAAGACUUUAUGGCCCAGACGUUCAACAUUGAAACCACUUUGCUCAUCUCUUUCUGGUUUUAGACAUUUUAAGUGAAAACUGUGAUUUUUGUUUGGUUUAUGUUUUAUGUUUCUAUGUGCCUGUUUAUUGAAAACUCAGAGAUGCUUCGGCAUGAUUUGUUGGAUUGGUAAAGAUGCUCUCUUGGAUUACCUGUUAAAAGAUUGGGUGUUGGGGAUUUCAUAACUUUCCUAAAAUUGGAAUUUUACAAUAAUUUGCGUAAUUGCAUUUGAAA
Messenger RNA from Ricinus communis (castor bean), 924 nucleotides. Its product is annotated as nuclear transport factor 2B. Bases 266 to 637 code for a protein of 123 amino acids. NCBI's taxonomy places the organism in Eukaryota, Viridiplantae, Streptophyta, Magnoliopsida, Malpighiales, Euphorbiaceae. Gene Ontology annotation, biological process: nucleocytoplasmic transport. The transcript has 2 exons. The record is from RefSeq and is a predicted model, not a curated record. Gene Ontology annotation, cellular component: nuclear pore central transport channel.